Molecule: messenger RNA, 2788 nt
Organism: Leptopilina boulardi
Lineage: Eukaryota; Metazoa; Arthropoda; Insecta; Hymenoptera; Figitidae
Exons: 9
Coding region: 532-2697 (721 amino acids)
Source: RefSeq, a predicted model, not a curated record
UCUUUUAAGGCGAAUAAAAUAAAUUAAACGAAAUAAGUAAAGAAUGAAGUAGAAUUUUAACGGAAAUAGAAAAUGCCUAGAAGCAGAGGGUGAAACGACUUCAAGUCGAUAAUUAUGUUAGUCAUCAUCACAAACUGACGCUCACCGGCAACCGACAACAAAAGUUAACCUGCUUUGCCAGAGACUCCCUAUAUAUAUAUAUAUAUAUUUUCUGAAUUCUAAACCUAUAGGGAGGUAUUUCUGUGCGGUUGUUUUUUUUUUCUCUCUCCUAAUAAACAAUAUUCUCCAUCAGUCAACACACUGUCCUAUUAAAUGGUCCUUGGGACAAAAACCCUUGCGUCCGUCGAUAAUUAAUUUCAAUUGAUUAUGUUUAGAUAUUUUUAAAGUUAAUUUUCUUAUCAGUUUACAAAAAAAUUUUAUAUUAUUAUGAGAAUCGACGGACACGAGUAUUUACACUCAUGAGCAAGGGAAAUCCUUCUGGUGUUGAAACAUAACCAAAAAAAUAUAUAAUAUAUAAAUAUAAAAAAAAGGAUGUCAGACUUUAUGAAAUCAUUGCAAUUUGGCUAUUUAAAAAACAAAGAAAAGGAUAAUUUUUUCGUCUCCGAUGACGACGACGAUGAUGAUUUUAAUUUCAAGUACAUACCGACAAACCAAUUAAAAAAUGUAAUUAAAGACGUUAGAAGAAAAAAAACGAAAGUCAAUGAAGAAAAUGCUUGGGCAUCAUUCGUCGAACAACAAGAUGCAGAACAAUUAUAUCAUCAUCUAAAUGAAAUUGAUCCAAAUUUACAAAAUUACAAUCAUUACACUUCAAAAUAUUUAGAUCGAGAAAAUUUUCAAUGGGAUGAAAAUUCUUUUUCAGAGGAAUUGUCAUAUAAAAAAAGUCCUCUUAUGAAAGAUGUAACUGGAAGUACAAAUUUUCUUCUCACAAUACCCGAGGAAGAUUUAAUAUUAAAUCGUGAGAGAAAAAGUGAAAUAAUAAAAGAUCGAAAUAUGAGAAAAGCAUCAUCAGCACCGGGUGUGAGACGAAAGAAAAAUUCAAAAUCAUUAAUUCAUAUGAAUGAUGAUGUGAAUUAUAAUAGUUCAACAUCGGAAUUUAGUCCAGAUCGUUUUAGUGAUAAGAAUAAUGAAAUAAUAUACAUAAGACCCGAUCCAAUGAUUGUUGGUAAAAUUUUGGCAACACAAAAAAAAAUAUCCGAAAUUCUCGAUGAAAUUGCCUUUCGUCUUGGUAGAAUUCCAUUGCCAGAUGGUGAUCGUGAUCUUCAUCGACGUCAACAAAGAGUUAUGGAAUUUUCCAUUAGAUUUGCAAGAAAUUAUUUAUACGAUCUUGGACGACAAGUGGCGGAAAUACGUAGACAUUUAAAUGCAAUUACACCUGGUGCAAGAAGAAAAAUUGAUCAUCGUGGAGUUAUAUUUCAUGUACAAAUAAUUGAACAAAAAUUAGCGACUGCUCAUCAACUUUUGUUACAUGCAUUGAGCGCAUAUUGUAAACAUAUUCCAAGUUCUGUACUUAAAGGACAUCCAGGCAAAUUAAAGGAUAUUUUACAAAUUGUUCUCGAUCUUAAAGAAUUUUGCGAGAAAAUUAAUCUUGUUCCAAAUUGUAUUGGCUCAGGCGAUAUGGAAGGUUUACCCCUGGGCAAAGAAACGGAUAAUAAAUGCAGUGCAAUUUUAUCGAAAUUACGAUUAAGUUCCGACGAUUCACAAUUAAUAAGUCAUACAACAAGAUCAACUACCGGAACAAUAAGAAGUAAAAGACGAAAUCUUCGUAAACAACAAACUAAUCGUUUUAGUAUGUACAAUAUGGAUCCACGAUUGCCGAAAAAUCAACCCAAUAGACGAACAACACUUUCACAGAAGGAAAAAAGACGAAAUUUGAAUGUAAAAAAUAAUAGACCACCAACACCAGAAUUAACACAUCCAAGUCCAAUUGACUCCAAAUCAAAGGAACAGCCUAAAAAUGGAAUUAGUAAGAUAAUUAUUCCUCCCAAGGAAGAUGAUAUCGAGACAAUAAUGGAAAUUAUACCAACAGAUUCAGAUGCUUGCAGUAGUGUCGAAAAUUCAGAUCGAAAUUCACGAGUAAAAACAAGAACAAAUGAAGAUGAAUUAAAUCGAAAAAUUACCGAAAUUACUGAUGAUCAUUUAUCGAAUUUAGUACCUGUUAUUGCCGAUUUAAUGUCACUUAUCAAAAAUAAUCCAAAAGAUUCUGAAAAUAAAUCGUGUUCAUCUGUACCAAUAGAAACACUUGUGGAAAUUAUUGAAAAAUAUCAAAGAGGUAAAGAAAAAACGAAAAAAACAAAACAAGAUAUUAAAACAAAAAAUGGAAUACGUUCGGGUUCAAAGAAUAUGCAAUUAGUUUGUAUGGAAUCGAAUGAAGAUUAUAAAAUGCCAUCUAAAUUUAUCGAUGCCUCAUGUCAAGCAAAUGAUGAUUAUUUAAAACGAACGACAAUCAGAAAAGAUGGCCUAAUCAAUUUAGAAAUAUCGGAUGAUUUAGAAUUUCGUCUUUUAGAAUAUAAGCAAAUGUAUCAAUCAAUAACAGAAUCUAAUCAAAUGUAUUGUAAUCACACGCAAAAUAAACCUUGGGAUAUUGUAGCUUGGGUUUCUGAUCAACUUGUAAAUGAAUUAAUUGUCGAUUUGUCGAAAGAACUUCAAAUGGACGAUGUAAUCAAGAAACUAUUUGAACUGGAAUUUCAAGAACUAUAAAAAUAAACAAUGUAAACACAUGAUUUUUAUAUAUAUAAUUUAUACCUGCGGAAAGUGCUUUUUGUAAAUACAUGAAUUUUUUAAACCAUAA